AUGUGUGCUGAGCAGGAUCACCAGUACCAGCAGUUUAAGGGACAGGAUGAGGACGAGGAGGCUGAAGGAGAUGGGGAGAAGCAGUCAGUGGAAGUUCUUCAUCAUUGGGGUGGAAAUGGAGGAGAGCUGGGUGAUGCUGAGCUGGCCUCUCUGGAAGAGCCAACUGUGGAACCCAGAGGACUCGCCUGUUGGCAUGACCACGUGCUCUGUGGCGACGCCUUUGUCGUCUGUCUGAACAUCUGGGUUCCCAGUCUCAGGGAGCUGCCAGUAGGUCAAGACUCCCUGAAAGAAGAAAGAGCUCUCCACUGCGGUUUGAAUCCACGGGGUAUUGAUCACCCUGCCCAUGGUGAAGGUAUUAAACUACAAAUUGAAGGUGAAGGUGUUGAGUCUCAAUCCAUUAAAAAUAAAACUUUCCAGAAGGUGCUUGACCAAAAAGGAACCCCCAAGCGACUGCAGACAGAAGCUGAGACAACUAAGUCGGCUACAGUGAAGCUGUCAAAACCAGUGGCCCUGUGGACCCAGCAGGAUGUCUGCAAGUGGCUGAAGAAACAUUGUCCGAAUCAGUAUCAGAUCUACAGUGAGUCAUUCAAACAGCACGACAUAACUGGGCGAGCCCUGCUGAGACUUACAGACAAAAAGCUUGAACGAAUGGGGAUCGCCCAGGAGAACCUCCGGCAGCUCAUCUUGCAACAGGUGCUCCAGCUGAAGGUGCGAGAAGAAGUCAGAAACCUACAGUUACUCACGCAAGAUAAAAACAGCCAGAAGCAAGAUGGCAUGAGAUCACAGAUAAUGCAGUCCACAGGAGUCAGCCUCCCAGAUCAGGACCAGACAGAAAAGCCCCACUUCCUAAUACGUUCACAUUAG
Molecule: messenger RNA, 864 nt
Organism: Budorcas taxicolor (takin)
Lineage: Eukaryota; Metazoa; Chordata; Mammalia; Artiodactyla; Bovidae
Gene: SAMD12
Product: sterile alpha motif domain containing 12
Exons: 7
Coding region: 1-864 (287 amino acids)
Biological process (GO): cell surface receptor protein tyrosine kinase signaling pathway
Cellular component (GO): cytoplasmic side of plasma membrane
Molecular function (GO): protein binding
Source: RefSeq, a predicted model, not a curated record